Molecule: messenger RNA, 180 nt
Organism: Clunio marinus
Lineage: Eukaryota; Metazoa; Arthropoda; Insecta; Diptera; Chironomidae
Source: the annotation of a GenBank genome assembly
AUGACUUUUCAAUUGGAUUCUCAAAAACUAAAAUCAAGAGACAGAUGCACUAGAUUUUGCUAUGAAAAAUUUAUUGUGAUAAAUAUUUGUGUGCAUUCUGUUCUGCUGCUUGUCGUGUCAUUUACUGCUUCUUGCUUUUUCAAAGCUUUUCUUGUGUCGAUAAAUGACUUUGAAGGCUGA